AUGGCUGAAAAUGCUGAAUUAGCUAAUCUGAAAACAUAUAGUAGGUUUGCGGAUGACCAGGUAUUACCAGCAUUAUAUACUCACUUACCUCCAGAUCUUUGUAAUAGUGUGAAAAUAUAUAUAGCUAUAAGAGGUGCAGGACAUCAAACUAUAGAUAAUUUCUUUGCUGAUCUCAGGAAGUAUUGGGUAGAAUGUCAACUGCCAGAAAAUGUAGUUAAUUCGAAUAAUGCUUCAAUCUUUGAUAGUUAUCUUAAUCAAGAAUUGGAAAAAAGAUUAGAAGUAAUCGAAAUUAAUUUAGCAAAACUCACCAAACUCAUAAGAGAAGAUACCAAAUCAGCUUAG
Messenger RNA from Funneliformis geosporum, 342 nucleotides. Lineage: Eukaryota; Fungi; Glomeromycota; Glomeromycetes; Glomerales; Glomeraceae. The record is from the annotation of a GenBank genome assembly.